This is a messenger RNA of Prunus mume (Japanese apricot), 970 nucleotides long. RefSeq names its product Ku70-binding family protein. NCBI's taxonomy places the organism in Eukaryota, Viridiplantae, Streptophyta, Magnoliopsida, Rosales, Rosaceae. The record is from RefSeq and is a predicted model, not a curated record. Gene Ontology annotation, molecular function: metalloendopeptidase activity. Gene Ontology annotation, biological process: mitochondrial protein processing; mitochondrial proton-transporting ATP synthase complex assembly.
UUAAAAAUGAGAUCAGAACUUUUGUAACCCGAACCGGCUAUUGACCCGAGAAUCAGCUGCUGGUGCCCUUCUGCCAGUGCCACAGAGAUUUAUUAAGGUGAAAAUGGCUGAUGGACCCGCCCCGGAACCCGGAUCCUCAAGCUUCUCCUCCGCCGUCAACGGCGGCAAAACCCUGGAGGAAUGCCAAGACAUGAUUCAACGAAGCCUCCGGAUUCCAAUGGUGAAAUUUCUGUUGAAGCAUUUGGAGCAAGCCGGAUGUGGGAUUGGGGACAGGUUCAUCAAGGCCGUUCAUUGCGACAAGCAGAUUGCUGGCGGUUAUGCCCGUGGUGAAGGGAUACUGGUAUGCGGUAAUCACAUGAACAUUCAAGAUGAAGUCAACCAAGUGGUGAUACAUGAGCUAAUUCAUGCUUUUGACGAUUGUCGUGCUGCAAACUUGAACUGGGCUAAUUGUGCACAUCAUGCUUGUAGUGAGAUUCGUGCUGGCCAUCUAAGCGGUGAUUGCCACUAUAAACGGGAAUUGCUGAGGGGUUUUGUAAAGAUUCGAGGUCAUGAACAAGAUUGUGUGAGACGAAGAGUUAUGAAAUCAGUCAUUGCUAAUCCUUAUUGCUCAGAAGCAGCUGCAAAGGAUGCCAUGGAAGCUGUUUGGGAUGUUUGUUACAAUGAUACACAGCCCUUUGACAGAGCUCCAUAAGUUACGGUUAUAGGUACCAAACCAGCUGCCACUUCAAGUUUUUAUUAUUUGGCAUUGUGGGAGCCUCUGGCCCGUGAAGAGAAACAGUGCCAUUCCCUGAUUUUUUAUUAGUUGCAUAAGAUAUAUUUCAAUUGGAAGUUCAUUUUAUUCGAGGAAUUUCCUCAAAUUUUCUAUUUAAGAUGAAUACCUUUCUUUUUCAGAUGUCAUACCAAUUGUACACGAAUGACUAAUGUUGUUUUUUGUGUUUACAUUCCAAAAUAAUAAGAUUUUCUGUCGUUU